UUUGCAAAGCAUGCGCUUUUUUUUUUUUGCCGAGUAUGCAUUUAUUCUCGGCAUGUUGAAAGAAACUAAUAUCAUGAAAAUUCCUUUAGCAAUGGCGAAGACGACUUCGAUCGCUCUUUUAGCGUUAUCAGUAGUCAUUCAAGGACUUCGAAUUUCAGGAAACAUAUUACACCCAAAGGAAAUCGUAGUGGAAACUGGGGAAAAUGCUAUCUUUAACUUCUCAACAAAGAAUGGGAACCCGAUUCUUGCGGCUCAGUUCGGUUUGAAGGGAGAAGGAGAAUACCUUAAGGCAAAAUUUAUCAUCGUGACUCAGUUACAUGGCAUAGAGUGUGGCAAAGAUUUCAAUUCUUCCGAAGGAUAUCGUUAUAGAAACCGAAUUUUUUUCGUUGGAAACAUUACGGCAGGCCGUGCCUGGUUUAAGAUUACAAACGUGGAAGAAAAUGACACAAAUACUUAUCAAGUGGGAGUUCGUGAAAACACCGACGUGUACAAAAUGUACACUGUGAAAUUAGUGGUGAAAAGGAAAACUGAGACAUCGUCGCCCACGACACCGUCUGGAACUACCGAACAGACAAAAUCAAAGGCGAUUACAGCUAAUGGACCGAUAGCGAAGAUAAUUCCGAAACCCAUUGAAGUGAAUCGCGACCCUCCUUAUGGUUUACUUGCAUUGGCUAUUGCCAUAACCUUUGUAUAUGCAAUGUAUACAUUAUAUAUGAAGAGGCGGUACAGGCUCGAGAACUGGAAUGCUCUUACCAUCAACAGCGAUGUUAGUGUCAUCAGCAAACAUUCGUGCUGAGGCUGUAUCCAAGCAGUUAGGUAAACCGUUGAUAAAAAUUAGAAAAAGUAAUGGCCCAAGAUUAAUGCCUUGAGGCACACCAAAUCUUACUGCACUUUGGCCAGACAGGCUUCCGUGUACCAAAGAUCUCUGCAAUCGAUUUGUUAGAUAAGACCUAAACCAGGAAACUGACAGUUGGUCUAUGACACCGUAUAGUUUAUCAUUUUAGUUAACAAAAUCUCAGUAUCAAUAGUGUCAAAAGCUUUUUGUUGUAAAUCAAUAAAGAUGACACCAUUAAACAAGCCCCUGUCAAUAUUAACCGACAUGCAGUUAGAGAACUGUGCAGUGUACGGAAGCCUGAUUGGCAAGUCGCUAACAAUUCAUUUGUAUUUAAGUAAGUAUAGAGUUGGUCGAGUACAAUUUUUUCGAACAAUUUUAGAUAUAGUGAACACUAAUGAAAUUGGUCUGUAAUUACUAUUUACAUCAUUUUUGUCUCCCUUAUUAAAGAUAGGUGUUACUCUGGCUAAUUCCCACUCGCAUAGAUUGACCAAAAUUUCCAGCUAGGGAUGGUCCAACGAUUUCGGCUACUAAUUUUAACGAGUUAUUGGGAAUUCCAUCAAGACCCACUGCUUUGUUCACAUCAAUGCUGCUUAGAAGAUCACAGGCAGUUUUAACAUUGUGGCAGAAUCGAGAAAACAGUAUGAGCAGGUCUCAGAUAGAAUUCAGGUUUGUUGGUUAAAGGAGGUAAAUUGUCAGCCAAGUCUGAGCUAUAUUUGUGAGGUGAUCGUUAAAUAAUUCAUCAAUUUCAAUUCAAGAAGUGAUUUUAUGAUUAUCAAUUUUAAGCUCAGAUAUAUUUUUAGAUUUAGUGGACUUACCCAAAGUUAGGAAGAGCGCAGAAAAAACUGAAAAUGACCGUGAGUCAACAACUAAUGAACACACAAAUUGAUGUUUUUUUUUUU
Messenger RNA from Actinia tenebrosa (Australian red waratah sea anemone), 1734 nucleotides. RefSeq lists its product as uncharacterized. The record is from RefSeq and is a predicted model, not a curated record. Lineage: Eukaryota; Metazoa; Cnidaria; Anthozoa; Actiniaria; Actiniidae.